AUGGGCAAUGAUGGCGGUUCCAUUCCUACGCGCCGAGAGCUUGUCAAGGACGCCGCCCGCGCUCCGACUAUCUCGGAGCUCAAGGCUACGGUACUCGAAUCGCUCGGCCAUGCUUGGGAGCACUGCGCCCUCAGCGGCGACCCCAUCGAUCUAGAGUCCGUCGUUUCUGACUGGCGCGGCCGUCUGUACAGCUACGAAUACGUACUCAACGGCCUUGUGCCCUCGGACGACCCUGAGACAACUGCCGCCACGCCCCAAUCGGUGGGCAUCCGCUCGCUACGCGAUGUGGCCAAGCUCAAGUUCUCUAAGAACAGCGACAAGUGGGUUUGUCCCAUUUCCAUGAAGGAGAUGGGCCCUUCGACCAAGGCCGUGUACCUCAUUCCUUGUGGUCACGUUUUUGCCGAGGUUGCCAUCAAGGAAAUUUCGGACACGGCUUGCCCUGAGUGUGCCGAGCCCUUUACUAGCGAUAACGUCAUUGACAUUUUACCGACGAAACGAGAAGAGGUCGAUCGUCUGGUAAAGAGGAGGGACACUCUGCGUGCCGCUGGCCUCACGCACACAUUGAAGAAAGACAAGUCUGAGAAGAAGAAGAAGCGAAAGGCGAAUGAUGACAAGGCCGAUGGGGAAGGUGACGGCCUCAGACAGAAGCAAACUGGGCCAAACAGUACGAGCAAGAAGAAUGACUCGCGGAACCAGGGUAACAUCAACAACCCCCUGGCAGCGUCUCUGACUGCCAAGGUGCUUGCAGAGCAAGAAGAAAAAAACAAGCGGCGUAAGUUGGCUUCUGAGCCGGCUCACAGGCACGGUGAAUCUGCAAAGACCUGA
Geosmithia morbida is the source of this 825-nucleotide messenger RNA. RefSeq names its product Rtf2 RING-finger. NCBI's taxonomy places the organism in Eukaryota, Fungi, Ascomycota, Sordariomycetes, Hypocreales, Bionectriaceae. The coding region runs from base 1 to 825 and encodes 274 amino acids. Gene Ontology annotation, cellular component: nucleus. The transcript has a single exon. The record is from RefSeq and is a predicted model, not a curated record. Gene Ontology annotation, biological process: site-specific DNA replication termination at RTS1 barrier; mitotic DNA replication termination.